AUGGGGUUCGCUGAAUCAUCAAACGGAGGCAUCCGUCUCCUUCACAUGUACGGAGUAGAGCGUAGCGGCACGAUGUCUGGGAAUGGCUGGCGAGCCGCUCAGGGCGCCAUCCCCGUCAAUGUGUAUGCACUGACGAGGUCAAAAAAAGUCUACCAUACAAAAAGAUGUCCAAGAUUUGGUGUAUCCCAUCCGCCACCGACGGCGGCCAGUCGCGUAUCAACUUCGUCCAUUCUCAUACCGCGCCUGCAAAGCCCCGAAAGCUUCACCGACGCGGGAGACCCAUCCGAUGUUUCUCGCUCCCAACCGACCGCAAAAUCUCUGGCUGUAGCCGUGUCAGGAAGAACGUAUCGACGUAUCCGACCACGAGCUGCGCCAUCACAAGGGGAGAAUAUUGCCUCACUCGAAGCCUCGAGGCUCCCGGUUGUCGUCGAACGAACAAAAAGGCGCCAAGCCCACAAAAUUCUUCCAUUUCGUGAAAAAUCAGAUUUGCCUUUCAUCGCGUCCGAUACUAGUAACAAGGUCGUGUCAAACGCCUAUGUCAUGGCCCCCUCCGCCCUCGACACCUUUGCCCUGAAGCCACCAGAAGGGGAGAGCUUGGAUGCUUCAGACGGAGGCAGCAGCAUCAUGUUAUCCACGUGGCUAUCAUCACCUGCAAAAUAUCCAAUUAGCAUUCUCGUCGUUUUUUUUUCGACGCCGGCUGGGGGACCUGAGGAAGGCGCCAUGCUGCAGCAGCCCACCUGUGUCGCAUUGGAUGGCUUCAAAUGUCACAAAAUCAUACCUGAUCUCAACCCACUCAUCAUUCCUUCUGAUCACGCCAUUGUGCCCUGCCGGAGCUCCAAUUUGAUCGCCACACCUUCCACAUUUUACCCCAAGCUUUUGCGCGGUCGCUUGUCUUCAAUUAGCCCUGCUAGACCUUCCCGAUGCUUCGCCAAUGCUGUCGCAGUAGAGCGUUGGCUGCGCUGCGUCCGCGCACAUCACGAUCGCAACCCCUUAGCCGAAGUCUCUCUCUUCUUCAAAACUCAAUAUGUAGUCAGACAAGUCUUCCUGGCCCUGUCAGAGGAGUUCAAGGAGUGCUUCGCACUCCCUCAAAUGUCGUCGCCCGAUACAUGGAGUAAACCAGGCUCCUCGAUCAUCGUCAGCGGACACAUCGGCCGAACGAGAAAGGUCGGCAAGAACUUGGCAUUCGCCCACCUGGAGCGCAACGGAGAACGAAUUGGUCAAAUCUGUGCCAAGGGCGACAAUGCGGCUACACUAGCAAAGAUUCGCCCCUUCAGCGCCGUUUUGGCAAAGGGCGUAACGACAGACGCAUCGGGCGCGACACGAUUCGAGAUUGACAUGGAUUCGAUACAAUACCUCAACCCAUUCCCGAAGGACAUCAUCGUUGGUCCCGAUACCGUUUUCCCGCCAGAGCAACGUCAUCUCCAGCUGCGCUUCCACAAGGAGCUGAAGGAGAGGCUGCGGUUCCGUGCGCAGCUCAAGUCGUCCAUGGGGCAGGCGAUGGUGGACAGGGAGUUCAUGGACGUCGAGACGCCCAUCCUCUUCAAGUCGACUUCAGAAGGCGCAAGAGAGUUCAUUGUGCCGACGCGGCGACCCAGAUACGCCUAUGCGCUACCCCAGAGCCCCCAGCAGUAUAAGCAGGUCCUUAUGGCUUCUGGAAUGGGGGGUUACUACCAAUUUGCGCGGUGCUUCCGUGAUGAAGAUCAUCGUGCAGACCGUCAACCCGAAUUCACACAGCUGGAUAUGGAAAAGUCCUUUGCUACGGGCAAGACCAUCAUGGAGGACGUAGAAUAUGUCGUCGGCCGUGCGUGGGAUGCUGUGAGAGAGCAGUACGUCAUGGAAGUGGGAGAAGACUCAUUCGCGCCGGUCAGGAAGGCAUCACUCGAGGACUGGAAACAAUGUGUUCAGGACAGUAUGAAAGACGACGCCAAAGCACCUCUCUACCAAGAAUACCCUGCCAUUUCUGCGCCAUUCCUCAGAAUGAAGUACACCGACUGCAUGGACUUGUACGGAUCCGACAAGCCGGAUCUGCGCAUUCCCAACAGGAUAUGUCGCGUUGACGAAAGCCUCAACAAGGACUUUGUCAGCAUGAUCACAGAUCUCGACGCACCAAUCGUCGAAGUCUGGAAGAUCAGCCCACACGAAGACGCUGAUAGGCGGGACGUGUGGAAGUUUGUGACGGAGUUCAUGGAGAAUCUGCCCAAAAGCCUAUCACAAAACCCAGACGGCGCUCCCACAGCCUUGAUGUUCGACAGCAGCAAACCGCUCAACGGCUUCUCCGCCCUUGGUCCCGAAGGCCUAGACAGCAUCCUAGGCUCUCUCCCCGAGGAAGCCGGCUUUUCGUCGCUCGAGAACGGAGACAUCGUCCUCUUCCAGGCACGCAAGAACCAGCCCCAGCAAGGAGGCUCAACCAAACUCGGCGAAGCGAGAAUCGCCCUAUACCACGCUGCCGUGGAGGCCGGCCUCCUAGACAGGGACGACACCUUCAAGUUCCUCUGGGUGACCGACUUCCCCAUGUUCACCCCGGAAGAAGAAGGCGACGUCGGUCAGGGCGGCGCUUCGGGCUUCUCGGCCACCCACCACCCCUUCACGUCCCCGCACUCCGGAGAGGACUUUGAGCUGCUCUUCAAGGACCCGCUCCGGGCCAAGGCCGACCACUAUGACCUCGUGCUCAACGGCGUGGAGCUCGGCGGCGGCAGCCGGCGUAUCCACAUUGCCGAGAUCCAGGAGUUCAUCUUCCGCGACAUCCUCAAGAUGAGCCAGGACAAGAUUAAGGAGUUUUCGCACCUACUCAAGGCGCUAAGGGCGGGGUGUCCGCCGCACGCGGGCUUCGCCAUCGGGUUCGACCGGUUCGUGGCCGUGUUGAGCGGCUCGUCUUCCGUCAGGGACGUGAUUGCGUUCCCGAAGAAUAAUAACGGCGUGGACGAGUUUGCUGGCGGGCCGGGCAAGAUGACGAAGGAGCAGUUGCUGACGUAUAACCUGCAGUUCCGCAAGAAGGAAUGA
Colletotrichum lupini is the source of this 3000-nucleotide messenger RNA. RefSeq names its product tRNA synthetase class II. Gene Ontology annotation, cellular component: mitochondrion; cytoplasm. Gene Ontology annotation, molecular function: aspartate-tRNA ligase activity; ATP binding. The transcript has 10 exons. Bases 1 to 3000 code for a protein of 999 amino acids. Gene Ontology annotation, biological process: aspartyl-tRNA aminoacylation. The record is from RefSeq and is a predicted model, not a curated record. Lineage: Eukaryota; Fungi; Ascomycota; Sordariomycetes; Glomerellales; Glomerellaceae.